Saccostrea cuccullata (small rock oyster) is the source of this 1659-nucleotide messenger RNA. RefSeq names its product cholecystokinin receptor type A-like. The transcript has 2 exons. The coding region runs from base 342 to 1544 and encodes 400 amino acids. Gene Ontology annotation, molecular function: neuropeptide receptor activity. Lineage: Eukaryota; Metazoa; Mollusca; Bivalvia; Ostreida; Ostreidae. Gene Ontology annotation, cellular component: plasma membrane. The record is from RefSeq and is a predicted model, not a curated record. Gene Ontology annotation, biological process: neuropeptide signaling pathway.
GGUAGAUCUAAGUGUAUGAGUAAUUAACUUCUUGCAAUCCGUGACACUGUUAAGUAAAUGUUCAUAAGAGGUAUCGGACAUCCCUAAGUGGUUCCGGAACAGCAAGACUGAACGGCGAGUAAAGGACCGGGCUAAAAUAUGUGAACAUUGACAUUCCUUACAAAUGAUUUAAUCAAGUGGAUCUUUAGGUUUGUAAAAUACAGUUAAAAUGUAACCGAUUUGAAGUGGCUUUAAUCUUUCCUGGUGGUGUAUAUCUAAACUAUUUCAGUUUACUACAAUGAUGCGCAAAAAGACCGAGGGUUAAAAUCUCCUGAAACAUUAACGACACGGGAUAUAGUACGAUGGUGAUCAUGAAUAUUUCAACAAACUCGACGGGUCACAUACACAACCUUGAAGAACUGGAAUAUUCCGAAUUUAUAGCGGAAUAUCUCCCAAUAUUCCUUUACCUCUUAAUCCUAGGAAUAGUGGGUACUUUCGGAAAUUUACAUGUUCUUCUUGUCUACUCUCAACGUUACAAACCUUCAAAUCACCGUAUAUUUAUCUUGUGGUUAGCGGCUGUCGAUUUAUUCUCGUGUACUGUGAGUAUUCCAUUUGAAAUGUACGACAUUAGAUACAGGUACACAUUCACGGCUUCUUGGGCUUGUAAAAUAUUCCGUUUUCUCAACCACACAGCAAGUGUUUCUUCUGGAUUUCUUCUCGGAUUAAUAGCCGUUGAACGAUUUCGAAAGGCAUGCCAGCCAACCAAAGUUCAGAUGUCACUCAAACAAGCCAAAAUAGCUUGUAUCAUAACAUUACUUGUGAGUUCCAUUUUAGGUGUGCCAGCUGUUGUGAUAUAUGGCGCCAAUGUAUCUGCGACCUUCCAUCCGGGUAUUUUAGCAUCAGAUUGCACAAGUCUGACCAAAUAUAAAUCUUACUUUAAACUCUACAGUGGAGCUUUGUUGCUCUUCUCAACAUGUGUGUUUGUUAUGUGUAUCAUUAUAUACAUUUGUGUCGGAAAGGUACUAUAUAGGCAAAUGCAAUUUCGCAAAAGAGCCCAGUUACGUCGAAACAAAUUGAAUGCGUUGUCGUCUUACUCUUUGAAUACUCACUGCUCAACAACCAAAUUAGCGACACUGGGGUCGAUGGCUUCUCUUGACAAAGUCGAAAUUGAGGAUGACCCCUCUAGUUUAAACACCGAACAUUUAAAAGUGAAUAAGAAUCACUCAAGCAAUGGCGUAUCACAGAUUCACAAGAGGAAAACCAAAAUCAACCGUUCUAAGAAAAUUACAUUAAUGUUUCUAGUAGCAACAAGUGUGUCGUAUCUAGGUUAUUUACCUAAUACAGUGUUUUCGGUCAUCAAGGCACUUGACACUGCAACAUUUACAGCGAUAUCGAUGAAACUUGGUGCCUCUGUUUUCAUUCUUCUUCGUUUAUACUUUAUUAGCAAUGUCACCAAUCCAAUUGUGUACAGCUUUAUGGACGAGCGAUUUAGGGAGGAAUGUAGGCUCUAUUACAGUAAAUUUAAACAAUUGCUUUUGAAUUGUCUGAGAUGUAAAAAAGAUUAAUUUUGUUAUUGUCAAUUAUAAUUGUUUGUAAAAUUUUGUAUUUUUAAUAUUUGUAUUAUUUUUUAAUGAUGUAUUGCAUUGGGCAAAUAAAUGAAAUAAUUUCAUUUUUAAUGAA